UAAUCAUGGUGAUUUAGAAACUAACCCUAGUGAUGAGAAUUAUGGUCAUUUCUCAUCCAUUGAAGUUGUUCAUGAUGCUCUUCAUGAUGCGAUUGGUGGAGCUGGUGGUCAUAUGUCGUAUCCUGAUAUCGCUGGUUUUGACCCCAUUUUCUAUCUUCAUCAUAGUAAUGUGGAUCGAUUAAUUGCUAUUUGGCAGGCAUGUCAUCCUAAUGCUUGGAUCAUUGGAAAUAAUUAUACUGAAGGUACCUUCACUGAUGAAGCCAAUAAACCUAUCGAUGAAAACACUGAACUUACACCAUUCCGUAAAAGUGAAGAUACUUAUUGGACUUCAAAAGAUGUAAGAGAUAUUAAAACUCUUGGAUAUACUUAUCCUGAACUUGAAACAACUCCAAAACCUAGUGACCUUUUGAGUA
Molecule: messenger RNA, 413 nt
Organism: Scutellospora calospora
Lineage: Eukaryota; Fungi; Glomeromycota; Glomeromycetes; Diversisporales; Gigasporaceae
Source: the annotation of a GenBank genome assembly